Hyaloperonospora brassicae is the source of this 1257-nucleotide messenger RNA. Lineage: Eukaryota; Oomycota; Peronosporomycetes; Peronosporales; Peronosporaceae. The record is from the annotation of a GenBank genome assembly.
AUGGUCGGCGUGGACCUGGAGAUCGACGAGAGCAAGUUAUGGGACCCCGCGGCACGUCAGGCGUACAUGGACGCACUGCCAGACAUGACGCUGUUCGACGACCACGUGGUCGAGGGAGACGAGAUGGUAGCGGCGAUCCAGGCGCUCAUCGAGGACGGCGAGACGGCCGAGAGUCUAGCGCUGCAUUGGAAAAAGCAGGGCAACGACAUGUUCUCGGACGCGAAGAAGGCGCACCGAGGGUACUUCUCGAACGCGCUCAAGUGCUACACUGACGCGCUGGCGUACGCGUACAAGGCGCUGGCGCUACCGAUGGAAGCGCGCGAUCGGUCGUACGACAUGCAGCAACUCACGUCGCAGAUUCUGUGCAAUCGGGCCGCGGUGCAGCUGGAGCUCAAGAAUUACGGAAGUUGCCGCUCGGACGCAGCCAAAGCUAUCAAAUUGGACCCGUCGAACGUAAAGGCGUAUUUCCGGGGUGCUAAAGCCUCUCGGAUGCUUCGCAAGCCAUCGGACACGCUGCGCUAUUGCGAGGAAGGUCUCAAGCACGACCCAGACAACACCUUGUUGCUGAAGUUGCAGACCGAGGGACGGCGUUUGCUGCAGGAGAUGCGUGCCGAGAAGCUCCAGCGCGAGAGGGAUCGCAUGAAACGCCGCGCUGCGACGGACAAGUACCGCAAGCUAUGUGCAGGGCGUGGCAUUCGUGUGGGUCGAGCUUUGGUCGACGACGAGCGUGUGCGACAGUACGAAGGCAAGGCCGACUUGGACCCUACGAGCGGUAGCAUGUACUGGCCUGUGCUCUUCCUCUACGACCAGCACGGCACGUCCGACUUUGUGCAGUGCUUUGGUGAACAGGACAGUGUGAUUGAACACCUCGCCAACAUGUUCCCAGAGACUGGUCCGUUUGCCGAGUGGGACACGGAGAAGGCGUUUGUAGCGUCCAAGUUGGUCGUCUAUGCUGCGGCGGAUAGUGUCGUGCCGUACUCGUCGCCGAAAGAGUGGCACGUCAAUCUCAGCGGCGAAAACGAGGACGACGACGAAGAAGUGCAGCGCGUUCGUCUCGAGGAGAAACACGAAGCCAAGACGCCGUUUUGGAUCGAGCUGUCGCCCUUUUGCACGCUGCAGCAGCUGUUGACGCAUGCGACAUAUGUUGUGCCUGGUAUUCCCGUGCUCCAUGUGUUUGUGCGCGAUUCUGAAGCACGCGGCAACUUUCUCACACGCAUUGACCAAAAGGUCAUUACGCUGGACGCGCAGCAGCAAUAG